AAUAGAAACUGCGGAGCCACUUUUAACAAACUGUUCACUGAAAUGAACUAAAAAUAGUCCAGAUUGAACUUGUACAGACUCACCAUGGAUUUUGCACGCUGUCAAGUCCAUAGUUCUGGUAAUUGUGUGUAAUAUUUGGACAUUUUUUGACUGACUGGGACAAAUGCAGCUCAAGACAGCCUCAGGGAAGUCCGGCUGGUGCCAUGUGACUCCUCCGCUGAACCCGAGCCCCGUACGGUAUGUCAGCCGUCAUGUGGAGCCCGCACACCGUUAUGAAGAGUGCGUCGGCCCUGGUGCGACCGAGAUCUACAUCCCCACAGAUGACCCUCCUCCUUACUCCCUAUUGGACCCAUGCCAAGAAGAGGCGGGGCAUGGGGAGGAGCCUAACCACACCCACCACAGCACCAGCACAGACAGCUCAGCCAGCACUUCCUGGUUCUCCCCCACCCCCCACUGCCUCUGGGGACAGCACAUCACCUCCCUUUCCUACCCCAUGGAGGAGGCCCCGCCCUACGAGUCCGUGCUGAUGGACUCGGGUCAGCCCCUCCCUCUUAUGCCAUGUGACCUUUACAAACACCAAUCAGAGGCCAGAGGGGAGGGCAGGGACGCACAGCUAGCAGAGACAAGUCAAAUCCUGUAGUGACUUUGCUACAUGGACGAUACGUGAAGGAGGACUGGGAUAUAGCCAGCACUGCAGUUUCUGAAGCGUUCUGAAAUUAUUCUUAUUCUAGUCUGUUUUUACAGCCUCAACUUUGACUGUUCUUUUGUAUCCUGUCAUGAACUACUGCUACAAUAAGUCUUUGUCAUAUUGUACAAGAUAGCUUUCUAGAAGUACGAAAAUUAGGAUUAAAGGUCACAUAUUAUGCUAAUUCACCUUAUGUGAGCGAGUGGAAUAAUGUUUUUUCUCCAUCAAUCAUAUACCUGCAUGUUUGGGUAAUCCUGCAAAAUCAGUGUCUCUCAAAAUGCCCUGGUUCACCUGGUGAUGUCAUUGGGUGGCUAACCAAGAAGUGAUACAUGUUUUAGUCCGAAACCCCUUCGCAAAAUCAAAGACUUCAUACACCUUCAGUGCCCAAAUUUGCCUUUACUCUUAUUUACACAGCUUAUUUCGGCCAGUA
Periophthalmus magnuspinnatus is the source of this 1115-nucleotide messenger RNA. RefSeq names its product protein BEAN1-like. The record is from RefSeq and is a predicted model, not a curated record. Lineage: Eukaryota; Metazoa; Chordata; Actinopteri; Gobiiformes; Gobiidae. The transcript has 2 exons. The coding region runs from base 164 to 640 and encodes 158 amino acids.